GUAAUCAGCUUAUACUAGAUAGUCUAUUUGUCCUCUCUAAUUUUAGGUUUAGUGAUAUGGUGAAUUCCUUAAUUAGCAGGGUAUUUUUUUUUGUAACUGGUAUUACAUGAUAUCACAGUCGCCGUAACUCCGGUUGUAGCUUUUUCCGACAUGCUACUUGUUAAACCCUACCGGAGAGCCCUCCAUAGUUCAACUCGGCAAGUCCAAUGCAAAACCCUAGACUCACCAUCUCCUUCCUCCACCACCCUUUUUGUCGACAGGGCUGUAUCCAUUCUUAAAGGAUACGACCCAAUUUCCUUGGACUCCAUUUCUUCCCAAUUCACCCCUCAAUAUGCUUCUUCCGUGCUUUUCCAAUGCCGAUUCGAUAAACCCCUUGUUCUAAGAUUCAUCAACUGGGCACGCAACCGCCAAUUCUUCAAUCUUCAAUGCAAGUGUAUUUCCAUUCAUAUCCUCACUCGUUUCAAGCUUUACAAGACUGCCCAAUCCCUGGCAGAGGAUGUUGCUUUGAAAUUCGGCGAUAACAAGGGUGAAUUGGUCUUUUCAUGUCUCAGGGACACUUACUAUUCUUGCAAGUCCAGCUCUGCUGUGUUCGAUUUGAUGGUAAAAUCCUACUCUCAUUUGAAAAUGAUUGACAGAGCUAUGAAUAUCUUUGAAUUAGCCAAGUUUAAUGGGUUUAUGCUCACUGUUUUGUCCUAUAAUUCCAUUCUUGAUGCGUUGAUCAGGGUUUCAUAUAAUGGGUCUUUCGAAUUAGCUCAAAAGUUUUAUGAUGAUAUGGUUCAAUCUGGGGUUUCACCUAAUGUGUAUACUUAUAACAUUAUGAUCCGAGGCCUUUGUGCAAAAGGGGAGUUGCAAAAGAGUUUGGUUGUUUUCAAUGAAAUGGAAAAAAAUGGCUGCUUGCGAAACGUUGUAACCUAUAACACUAUCAUAGGUGGUUAUUGUAAGAUAGGUAAGGUUGAUGAGGCAGUCAAAUUGUUGAAGCUAAUGCAAGUGAGGAGCUUGGAACCAAGUGUGGUCACAUAUAAUGCUAUUAUUAAUGGGUUGUGUCGAGAAGGUAGAAUGAAAGAGACAAGUGAGAUUUUGGAAGAGAUGAGGGGAAAGGGAUUAAUGCCUGAUGAAGUAACCUAUAACACACUGGUAAAUGGCUAUUGUAGAGAGGGUAACUUUCACCAAGCACUUGUUUUGCACUCGGAAAUGUUGAGGAAUGGGCUGUCUCCAGAUGUUGUGACUUAUACUUCUUUGAUUAAUAGCAUGUGCAAGACUGGGAAUUUGCACCGUGCAAUGGAAUUCUUUGAUCAACUGCAUGCUAGGGGAUUAUAUCCCAACGAUAGAACUUACACAACAUUGAUUGUUGGUUUUUCUCAGCAGGGUCUUAUGAAUGAGGCUUAUAAGCUGUUGAAUGAAAUGAUUUCAAAUGGCUUUUCCCCUUCAAUUGUAACUUACAAUGCGUUAAUUAAUGGGCAUUGUGCAGUGGGCAGGAUGGAAGAUGCUUUACGUGUGACUCAAGAGAUGGAACAGAGAAGGCUGGUCCCAGAUGUUGUAACUUAUAGUACAAUAAUAUCUGGGUUCUGUAGAAACUGUGGGUUGGAAAGAGCAUUCUGUGUUAAGCAGCAGAUGGUUGAAAAAGGGGUUUUACCUGAUGUUAUUACUUAUUCAUCCCUAAUUCAAGGUCUUUGUGAGCAGCGAAGACUGACUGAAGCUUUCGAACUUUUCCAAGAGAUGUUCAGAGUAGGUCUGCAACCAGAUAAGUUUACAUAUACUACACUUAUUGGUGCAUACUGUGCAAAUGGGGAUAUUAAAGGUGCUUUUCACCUGCAUAACAAAAUGAUCUAUAAGGGUUGCUUUCCUGAUGUCGUCACUUACAAUGUCCUAAUCAAUGGGCUUAACAAACAAGCUCGCACUAGGGAAGCAAAGCGGCUUCUGUUCAAGUUGUUGUAUGAGCAAUCAGUGCCAAAUUGUGUCACUUAUGACAUGCUAAUAGAAAGUUGCAAGGAUCUUGAAUUGAAGAGUGCGUUAGAUCUUAUUAAAGGAUUCUGCAUGAAAGGUCUGUUGAAUGAAGCUGACCAAGUUUUUGAGUUGAUGCUGCAAAAACACAAGAAGCCGAGUGAAGUAGCUUAUAGCCUACUUAUACACGGUCAUUCCAGGGGUGGGAAUUUGCAUAGAGCCUUGAAUCUUUUCAGAGAAAUGGCUAAUCUUGGAUUUAUUCCUCAUACAGUAAGUAUUAUUGUGCUCAUGAAAGAACUUUUUAAAGAAGGGAUGAGCGAGGAAUUACAUCAAGUAAUUCAAAGCACAUUGGAAACCUGUAAACUUGCCGAUGGUGAGCUAGCAAAAGUUAUUGUUGAGGUGAACUACAAGGAAGGGAACAUGGAUGCGGUAUUCAAUGCACUCACUGAAAUGGCCAAGGACGGCCUUCUUCCAAAUAGUGGGAAAACCGCAUUUUGUCACAUGCCACAAUAAAGUACUUAUCAUCUUAAGAUAAUCAUACCAACUUUUCCCCUGCAUGAGGUAGAAUGCAUCAAGCAAGCAGGAAACUUGGUUGCUACAAACUGUUUCCCCCUCAUUUAGGUUUCUCAUGACAUUGUGAAUGUGGAAGGUCAUAUUUUGAACUCCGAUGAGCGACAUUCUCUCGAGAGGGUUAAAUUCCCACUUUGCUUGAAAAUUGUAGGUCAGAUUUUGAACUCCUUUUAUCUCUGGACUUGGUACAUACCUCAAUUAUUGUCAAUAUCCUGCACAUUGAACUUACAUAUAAAUAGGAUUCUUUUACUUUCUUUAGGAAGUUUAGUUAUAUUUAGUCUUAGGUUCAGAUGUUUGAAAUUGUCAAUGCAUGGACAUUAGCUGCAAUUUUUUUUUGGGUUUUCCUCUUCUGAAAUGGCAUCAUCAUGCUAAAUUGGGAUUUCCUCUUCUGUAAUGGCAUUAUCAUGCUAUGUGUCAACUCCCAGCAUCUAUGUCAUAUAUUCCAUCAAUAAAUGGCCUUCUCCCGUUGCUGAUUUACUGGCCUUGCCAAAUGUGAUGCCUCAUGUUCAUAUUGUCUAUCUCUAUUUCAUCUGCUAUAUUUUAGUGGUAGGUCAGUUCCAUAUACCAGCAAUGCAUUCGCAAAAGAUGAAAAAAUAAUUUUUAAUUCGUCUCAGCUACAUAAGUAUGGUGCUUACUUGAAAAAGUGAAACAAGACGAAGAGAAGGAAGUGAGUUUCAUUCGAGAAAGUGUGAAACCUCAAGCCUAAGGAGCUUUUCUGUUCAAGAACAUUGUAUGUACCAUUGAUGAAGUCUGUUAAUGGAUGGGCAUGGCUGUUUCGAGAGUAGGAUUUGAUUUACAGUGUCUUGCCUUCAGAUCAGCUAUCACUUAGUCUCUGUACUUCUGGACUAACUUUUUCCAUUCUAAUGCCAAAUGUAAUAAUCCUAGUUGCUAAUUCUGGACUUACUUUUUCCAUUCUAAUACCAAAUGUAAUAAUCCAAGUCUAGCAAGAACUUUCUGGUUUUGUAACUUUUAUCAAAAGAACUUGAAGCUCAAAGUCUAUCAGCCCAGAUCUGCCACUUUGAGGUAAUACAAGAUGUUGAGGCAAUAUCUCUUGCGACAAAUGAACAUCCAGUAGCACUGCUUGCAGAACGCACAGGACUCUUGCAAAGAGAUAAUACUAUUUACAUGCCUAUCUUAUCUCAAAGGCAUUGAAAUGCUGCUGCUAUUUCUGCAUCCAUACUUCCCAAACUUUAUGGCAUCAAAUCGGUAAGUAAUGAUAAAUCUAUCUCGUGGAGUUCCUAGUGCAAGGGGAAACAGAUGUAAAAAUUGGUAAGAAAACAGAUGCAAAGAAAUUGAAUGUAGUCAUUCUUUUGCUGGAUCUGCUCUCAGUAGUGUAAUCUGAGGACCUUGGAUUUUUCAAUCUAAAUCUGAUUCCACAAUUGCAGGCAAUUACUGCAUUAAAUCGUUGUUAUUUGGCAACUCGUUUAUUUGCGCACUCUUAUAUUCAAAUUUUCUUCUUGAAACUAUUUAACACUCCCUUGCCUUCAGAUUCAUUGCUUAACAAGAUUGACCACUAGACUAAAGGCAUAGCAUAAUGAGGAUUCUCCAAAUCCAUCUUUCACACCCCCCCCCCCCAAAUCCCCCACCCCUUUUUCUUUUGAUAGAGAAUCAAAUACUUCUCUCAUUGGAGUUAUAGUGUAAAUAGUUGAGAAAUUACAGUAAUCAAAGUUGCUGAGCUGUCAUAAGGGGAUACAAAAUAGUUCAGAGUUCAGAAUAGAUUCCUUCUAAAAAAAAAAUAGUUCACAAUAGAUCAAGGUAAAUGACAACUCUAUCAUGAUUCAUUUGUAUCUAUGGAAAUGACAAGUUGUAGUCUACCUAUUUCUUAUCUGUUUAUAUCUUGUGAUCUGUCACCUCACUCCGUCAUUUUAGAUUUUGAGAGCAAAAAAAAUUAGGUUAGCAGUGGCACAUUCAACCUGAUUCGAACUGGAAUCAUUCAGAACCAGAUUUUAUGGGUAAAACGGGGCCAUGUUUCCAUUGUGGCAUCAAGCGUAAGUUCUCCUCUUGAUUAAUUUUUUCUCCUGAUCUACAUAAUAUCUCAUAGUUAAGGUUUUAUAACUCCUUUAGAUAUUUGAACUAUUAUUAGCCGAAUCCCUCCACCUGUAUCAAUACUUGGAUCCGUAUCCUUGAAUCUUAAAAUUUAGAGCAUGAAGGAUCCAUUCUUUAGAUUCACGCCUGUUUUGACACCUAGGUAGGUAGGUUAGGAUAUACACAGAUCUUACCCUACUUUUGUGGAGUAGAAAGUCAGUUUUUGAUAGACCCUCGGCUUUAAAGAGGAGUAUUUGAAGAAGGGUUGUAAGAAAAUGACAAGAUAUGAAGUAAGUAAACCAUCAAAUGGUAAUACACACCAGAGAAUGGUGGGUGGUCCGCCAGUGGGUGCGGAAUUAUUUUACCGUUGAGCACUACACAAAGAUAUAGUCACUGUUGAAUAUUGUACAGUUAAUCACUGUGGGAUUAGAUGGUAACUUUCCUCCUUAAAAUAUCGUGAAAAUAAAUGCAGUCUGUUAAGAGGGUAACUGUUCUGCAUGGUACCUUGAAGUAUCAAGCAAAUCCUUUUCAAUCUUUCCACCAUAAAGCUCAAAGUUCAACUACUUUGUAUGGUUCCUUAACACGGUGAUGAAAAUGUGAGUACAAAAACUGUAGACACAUUCUAAAAGUCUAUGCAUGUUCCACAGAGAUAUUUCCUUUUGUUUGCCCAAAGAAAUUCCCCGUAUACAUACUCUAGUUUCGGGACGCUUCUGUUCUGGUGAAAUGCAUUCUAUACCUUUUUAAAAGAAAUCUUAAUUGUCAGUGAACCCUGUGCUUUAAUUUCUGAGGUAAGUCUCUGCCUGUAAGAAUGUUUUAUUAUUUUGUCCCUGUUCAAACACUAAUUAAUUGUGAACUCAAACAGAAACCAUUCUUUGGAGAAAUGGGUCACCUGAAAAACCAGUGCUCUGCAAUGCAUGUGGAUCAAGAUGGCGGGGUAGAAGGACACUAGAUGGCUAUAUUCCCAGACAUGGAAACAUAGAAAUAGAGAACUAUCUGCUCCCUUAUGACAUGAAGCCGGCCCGUGAAGGAAAAAAGUUAGAAGUUGGAAUAGAGGUUUCUGGACAGGAUGGCUCUUCAGCUUGUCUUGAAGAGGAAAUGAAUAACAUAUCAAGCUUAUGUUUAGCAGGAUCAUCCUCAGAAAACUGCAUGCAGAUGGAAGAAACAAAUGCAUACAAAGGUUCUCUAUGGAAUCCUGACAGUGUCCCAAGAAGAAAAAGAUCAGAGCGUAGAAAAUGCAUUUUGUCACCUAUUGAAAGAUUCCAGAGGCAACUUCAUAACAUUCUACAGGAGCCAGACUUUGAAAAUAUCUCUGCAGACGAUGAAAAUAUUCUAGUAUAUGCAAGGAACAAACACUUUCCUCCUAAUGAGAUUGGUCUUGGAGCUAUGCUUCCACCUACUGCUACAAAACACUUGACAACUCUAUCUCCAUUGGCAGAAGAUAAUGAUGCCUCUUGCUCAGUGAAUGUUCCUGUAGGAAAUUCCAAUUCCAAUUUGUAAGUGAAUUUUGAGCUGCAUGCACAAGGUUCAAGCUGGUAUGUGUGCCAACUCUUACUAUCUAGGAAGUACAAUUUUUAUUAAAACAAUUUGAGCUGUUCCAACUUUACUAGAUGUCCCCAGUGGCAACGCUCAACAACUUGUGUGUUUGAGACCAUAUAGUUUGCCAGUAGUGCAUUUAUAUUUGGAGAUUUAUAAUUCUGUUUUUUUUUUGGAUGUGAUUUCAAUAAAUUAGUAUGUGCAUUUAAUAUGUCAAUUCCGAUGCCGGUGGCGGUCACAGUGUGCUUGCCUACAAGUUUGUUAGUGUAUACAAAUAAAUUCUGGGCCUAAAUCAACCCCACGGGCUAGCUUGUGAGGAAAGGAUUGCUCUAGUUCAUAUAAGGAAUUCAUAAUUUUCUUAUCGCACUUAUGUGGAACUUAACACCCCGCCUCACGCCCAAGACUGGACAUCUAGUCUAUGGAUUAUUUGAUAUGGGGCCCAACAUCGGUAAAUGAUAAAUUGGGAUGAGUUUGACACUGAUACCAUGUAAAGAAAUCAAUCUUGGGCCUAACUCUACCCCAAAAGUUAGCUUAUGAGAGGAUGAUUGCCAAAGUCCAUAUAAGGAGUCCAUAAUUCCUCAUCCCAUGAUGUGGGACUUAAAAAGCCCAAUAUCCAUUAUGUACCAUUUGUUUGCAUGGACUCCACAUUACAUGGAUACUACAUCAAGGGUAUGUCGUUAAAUUGUUCUCUAAAAUGCUUCUACCAUUGCAUCUUCCAUAUUCAGAGAUGGGAGUCUGAUUAUUAAAGAAAUAGGUAUAUCAGCUUUAGGAUAAGUCAUGUUCAGCCACAAAAGUUUGAAAACUAAGUCAACCAAACUUCAAUCUCCUUUUAAGUUAUAACGAUUAGUCAAUAAUAUUUACACUAAAGAGAAACUAGAGAGCCAUUAAUACAUAAUCCAAGAGCAAUUAAGAGUUAGAAUAAUUUAGUAUUGAGUUUCAUGAAUGCCCCAAGUAGCAACAUAAAUCUAGAGGGUAGCGUGGGGGUUCACCCGAACUCCCUCAGCAAAAAAUUACACGGGAUAUAAGGUUAUUUUCAAAUUAUAUAUAUAUAUAUAUAGAGAGAGAGAGAGAGAGAUUUUGAACCUCUUUAACAUGAGAUUAGAGAUUGAUUAAGUGGUUGAGACUGUGCAAAAUUCACCAUAAGGUUUCAAGUUUAAAUCUCAAGCACUACAUUUUUAUGUUUUGGUCCUUUAGAGAAAACCCUUGAUCUGCCACUUUACCUAUUAUAACUCUUCAAAACCUUUAUAUGACUUGAUUGAUUUUUAAGUAAUACGAAGUAGUUUUAAUAAAAGCAACAAGCAUUAUAGAAACCGGAAAAAUGUAUUCACUACCAUAAAACUUCUUAGAAGGCCAGGAAAUACAAUAACAGUAGAAAGGAGCAAAGAGAAUAAAAUAUAUUACUAAUUAGAAAAGGAAAAUAGGACACGGGAAGAAAUGAGAACGUUAAAAUCUCCGUCACUCUUUUACACAGUGGAUAAGCAUCUUAGGCUCCGAAGGAUCAAUCAACCGAAAAAAGCUACUUUUGGGUUUGUUAAAGAAUAGGUUCUGGGCCUAGCACAACCCUAAAGUCCAGCUCAUAGGGUGAGGAUUAUCCAAGUCCAUAUAAGGAGACCAAUUACCUUCGUAUUCUUAGUUUUGUUUGAAAUAGAAUACUUAAUCUACAAAGUUAAUUAUUUUUCCAAAAAAGGAAGUAGUGUUGGCGGAGAUGUAAUUUUAAGCCAAAAUAUUCUAUACACAAAUAGGGAAUCAAUCACUGUAUAAUACUCUUACAGACAAAAUAUUGGGUUUCUUUCUUGCUCAUAGAUCAUUAAUUAUAACAUCUCCCAUAAGCUUAAAAAACUUACUUCCCUUUGCACAAUGAAUUGACAUCGACAAAUUACAGGUAACUUGGAUUUUCGAUAAAGAUAUGAACUGAUCAGUCCAACUAUACUUUAACCAUGCAAAUAAUAAAAGCUUUACCACAAAGUAAAAAGAUCUAUUGUAUUAAUACCUUAUUGUUUUAUGUACACUAACGUUCACCUUUUGUUAGGAGAAGCAGACACAAUCCUCUCUGAAAUUUUGAGUGUGUCCCAAGAAGAAUGAUCAGAGAGUAGAAAAGACAUUCUUUACUAUACUUUAACCAUACAAAUAAUAAAAGCUUUACCACAAAGUAAAAAGAUCUAUUGUAUUAAUACCUUAUUGUUUUAUGUACACUAACGUUCACCUUUUGUUAGGAGAAGCAGACAAAAUCCUCUCUAAUCUUGAGUGUCCCAAGAAGAAUGAUCAGAGAGUAGAAAGCACGUUUUCACCUGUUGAAAGACUCCAGGGGGCAGGGGCAACUUCAUACUAAUCUACAGGAACCAGGCUUGAAAAUCUCUCUGCCGAUGACGAAAAUAUUCUAAUUUAUGCAAGGAACAAAUAUAUUCCUCCUAGUGAGAUUGUUCUUGGAGCUAUGCUGCUCGUAUCACCACCUACUAAUACAGAUUACUUGCUGUCUCUAUCUCCAAUGGCAGAUGCUGGAAGUGAGUUUUGAGAAGCAUGCAUAAGGUUCAAGCUGGUAACUCUUUUAUCUAACUUGUGCAAUGUUCGUUUAAACAAUUUGAGCUGUUCCAACUUUUCUGGCUGUCCCUAAUGGAAACGACAACACCUUGUAUGUUUUGGGACCAUCUAGUUUGCUAAUUUUUUAUUUGUUUUGGAGAUCUAUAUUUCUUCUGUUUUAUUGGAUGGGAUAUUCAAUGAAUUAGAUGUCUAUUAUGCUUUAUGGGUGCAUUUAAUAUGUCAAGUUUGCUAGUGUAAAGAAAUGAAUUUUAGGCCCAACUCAAACCACUAGCUAGCUUAUGAGGGUGGAAUUGCUCAAGUCCGUAUGAGGAGUCCAUAAUUCCCUCAUUGCACCGACAUUGGGAUGAGUGUGAUUCUUAUAUCAUGUAAAGAAAUAAAUUUUGGGCCUAACUCUACCCCAAAAUUUAGCUUAUGAGGGGAGGAUGACUCAAAUCCUUAUAAGGAGUCCAUAAUUCCCUCAUCCCACAAUGUGGGACUUAACAAGCCCAAGAUUAUUUACGGAUAGUUUGUGCGGACUCCACAUUUAAUGGAUACUACAUCAAGGGUAUGUCACUAAAUAGUUCUCUAAAAUGCUUCUCUUGUUGCAUCUUCUAUAUUCGGAGAUGAGAAUUUAUUAUUGAAGUAGUAGGUAUAUCAGCUUUAGGAUAGGGUAUGCUCAACUGCAAAAAGUUUGAAAACUAAGUCAACCAAAAAGUCUCUUCGAUUUCCUUUUAAGUUAUAACAAGUCGAUAAUUUUUACACUAAAGAGAAGCUAGAGAGCCACUAAUACAUAAUCCAAGAGCAAUUAAGAGUUAGAAUAAUUUAGUAUUGCGUUUCAUAAAUGCCCCCCAAGUUGCAACAUAAAUCUAGAGGGUAGCGAGGGGGUUCACCUGAACUCGACCCCCUCGGCAAAAAAUACACGGUAUAUAUAAGGUAAUUUUUAAAUUUUGUAUGUGUAUAUAUAUAGAUAUUGAACCUCUUGAAAUUAUGGUUAAAUAAAACAGAAGAACUAUAAAGAAAUGCACAAUUGGCAAUGUAGAUGGUCCCAAAACACACAAGUUGUUGUGCAUUGUCGUUGGGGACAUCCGGUAAAGUUUGAACAACCCAAAUUGUUUUUUACCAACAUUGCACAAGCUAAAUGAUAAGAGUUGGUUUCCCAUUCCAGCUUGCAUGUUAUGCAUGUAUCUCAAAAUUCACUUGCAUAUUGGAAUUUUCUAUAGGAACAUUCAUCGAGGGAGAGGCAUUUUUUUCACAGAUGUACAACUGAUAGUCUUGAGCAUUAUCUAAUGCAAGUGAUCGUACCUACUUGUUCUGAUGGAGCAUCAAAUACUUAUUGCAGAAAGUUAAAUUUGUUCAAGGUUAGGGAACUCUUCCGGGGAUUCUUUCUUUGUUUUUAUAUUGAGGUAACUUAAGUGAUGAUUUUGGAAAAUUUAUGUUGGGCAGUUCUAAUGGAAAGAUUUUAUAGUCGGUAAAUUAAGCUUUCUUGGAUUUAUUGUCUUCUGAUCAGGCAUUCUAAAUGGUCAGAACAUUUUUAUUGGUCCAUGGCGGGAUGGUUUUUCUGAUAAAGUUGCAUGUAUUUUGCUCAAUAUUUUUCUUAAUGAAUUUGUAAGUUAUAUUUCAAUGGCCUUCUGACUUAGCCUUUUUUUGUUUUAAUUAUAGAAGGAAACUGGGUAUGUUGUUGUAUUGAAACUGUGUCUGGGACGUUGGUACUACCAAUGGGUCACAACUUGCAAAUUUGGGUUUACUGGGUUAUUCAGUAAGCACUAAUAACUUAGGGAGUUGCUAAACGAAGCUUUAUAUGAACUAUUUGUUGCCACUUUUAAUCCCUCCUAUCUUUUAUUUUUUUUUGUUUAUAACAAAAAUGAAGAAGUUAGUAGUAGUUGGGAAAGAAGAAAUGGACGGAAGGAGCAAAGGGUACCUGAGGGUUUGGCUAGAAAAUGUAGGGGAGGCCUGCCGGGCAUCAUCUUAAGAUAGAAUGUAGGAGUAGUACUUAUUGCACAUUGCAAGUUGACAACUAGUAGAGUAGUAAUAAAAUUAUACACCUUUCGUCCUCCCUAUCAUUAAUCAAAGGUCAUAGGUUCGAAGCUUUACAAAUAAAAUUAAAGAAUGUUACACUAAUUUCAUGGUGUUAAGAAUCAAUUACAUUAUAUUUUUACUCUAUUUUAAAUUAUAAAAAUUCCUUAAAUUUUAUGGAAUCCGGAUACAACCCAAAAACGUCCUGAUACAUCGCGUCUCGGUUUCUAAUACAUCUCUCAACGUUCUGAUACAUCAUGUCUUGACUUCGGAUACAUCACUCAACGUCUUGAUACAUCAAAAUAAAGUGAUGUAUCCGAUCGAUACAUCGCGUAAAAUGAUGUAUUCUAACCGAUACAUCACGUAGUGAUGUAUCUGAGAGUAGGAAAGAGGAAAAACUUUUGUAAUUUUUUCAAAUGAUAGGAAAUUUUAGAAAAUAUGGUAAAGUAAGUUGUGUAUUUAUGUAAUUUUCCAUAAAUGAACUAUUUUACCAUAUUUUCUAAAUUCUUUUAUCAUUUGAAAAAAUUACAAAAGUUCUUCCUUUCUCCUGUUCUCGGAUACAUCACUUAACGCGAUGUAUCGAUCAGAUACAUCACUUUAUGGUGAUGUAUCAGGACGUUGAGUGAUGUAUCCGAAACGAGACAUGAUGUAUCAGGUUGUUGAGGGACGUAUUCGAAACGGAGAAGCGAUGUAUCAGGACGUUUUGGGUUGUAUCCGGAUUCCAUCAAAUGUAAAGGAUUUUUAUAAUUUAGAAAAGAGUAAGAAUAUAAUGUAAUUAGCUCUUAACACUAUGAGAUUUGUCUAACAUUCUUUUAACUUCAUUUCUAAAGCUUCGAACCCAUGACCUGUGAUUAAGGGUAGAGGAGGAAAAGUGGAUAAUUUUAUUACUACUCUACUAGUUGCCAAUUGGCUAUGUGCAAUAAGUAAUACUCCUACAUUCUAUCUUAAGAUGAUGCCCGGUAGCCCUUCCUUACAUUUUCUUGCCAAACCCUCUGGUGCCCUUUGCUCCUUCCCGUCCAUUUCUUCUUUCCCAACUACUCACCAACUUUUUCAUUUUUGCUAGUUACUAAAAAAAAAUAGGAGGGAAUAAAAGAGGCAACAAAUAGUUCAUAUAUUAUACGUAAGGGGGCAGUUCUAAGGAAAAGACUGUUUAGUCAGUAAAUUAAGCUUUAUUGGAUUUAUUGUCUUCUGACUUGGGCAUUCUAAAUUCUCAGAACAUUUUUAUUGGUCUGUGGCGGGAUGGUUUUUCUGAUAAAGUUGUCAUGUAUUAUGCUCAAUAUUUUUCAUAAUGAAUUUCGGAACUUUCUUAGCCUUUUCUUGUUUUAAUUAUAGAAUGGAACUGGUAUGUUGUUGUAUUGAAACCGUGACUUUACUACCAACGGAUCACAACUUGCAAAAUUGAGUUACCGGGUUAUUCAGCAAGCAUUAAUAAAUUAGGGAGUUGCUAAAUCUAUUGCUUGUAGUUCUUUGAAUAAUUAUAUCAUAUAUUAGCUUUGCCUUGGUCAUUAACUCAUUAUACAUCCUUUUUCUCAAUAGAUUUUUGUCAUAUUUUUCUUCCAAUCUUGCUUCGGAAACAUUUCUAUUGAGCCAAGGGUCUAUUAUUGGAAACAACCUUUGUACCCACAAAGGUAGGGGUAAGGUAUGCAUACCCUCCCCAAAUCCUACCUGUGGUAUUACACUAGGUAGGUUGUUGAUACAUAUUUGUAGGAUGAUUAAAAACAUGGAUACUUUAAUCAGAUUUUCGCAUGUUAAAGGCUUGGAACAUUAACUAUGUGCGUACGGGGAUUUUCAUUUGCUUCAUGCAUGAUGAAGACAACGAUACUUGAAGUCUUGGUCAUAAUGUAAAAUGGGUAUCCUUCGAAUUUUUGUGGUCAUUGAUCAUGAAGUUUCUUAUAUAAACUGGUGAGUAUUGCUUCUGGAGUAUGUACCUCAUGUUGGUGCUUAGUGUCAAGCUUGUGAAGCUGAGCUUUUUAGUACAAGCUAGAUCAGACAUUUCAGUUGCAUUUCACAGUGGUGGGGCAAGGCUGUACCUGAUUGCUUCAUAGAGUGCAAAAUAGGAAGCUCUGAAGCUACUUGGAUGAGGCAUAUGUCCUUGAAGACUAAAGCAGCUCAGGAGCACCUGUUCUUUGGAAAAUCUAGUUGGGGCCAAUUAUUGGCUUUAACGAAGCUCUAUUUUAUUACUAGGCAUCUACUUCCAGGGCUACUCAACUGACAAAGUUGGUCGUUAAACUCAUAUGUUUUAUAUUGAACCGAUAGAUUUCCUUGUACAAAGACCUUCUUCCAAGGAAAAAGAAAAGCUGAAUAAAUGUUGUUUUGGUUAUAUUAUGUUUUUUUACCGGGA
Molecule: messenger RNA, 12940 nt
Organism: Solanum lycopersicum (tomato)
Lineage: Eukaryota; Viridiplantae; Streptophyta; Magnoliopsida; Solanales; Solanaceae
Source: RefSeq, a predicted model, not a curated record